AUGGAUAUAGAUGAUGACGAUGUUCAGAACAACUUGGCUAUCCCUAUCAAGCCAAUAGUUGAAGAGUUAACAUGUCCUAUAUGUUAUAGUUGGAUAAAGGAUUGUUCAAUGACACCUUGUGGUCAUAACUUCUGUGAUAAAUGCGUUAGAGAGUGUAUUAAUAGGAAUCACAAGUGUCCACUGUGUAAUGCACAGGCCACAAUGGACAAACUUAUCAAGAAUCAUCAUCUGGACAAACUGAUCGAGAUCAUCUGUCACGAGAAGGAGGAGGCCUCCAAGCGAUACUUUAACGAUCUAAUCAACAAUGCUGACAUCAAGAACAGUCAGAGACAACAACAAGAGCAGCACAAGGUCAACCCAAUCCAAGAGUUGUUUAGUAAAUACCUACGGACUUCAUUGUUGCAAUAUGAAGAGAUGAAUGUACAGAUGGAGAACAAGCUAAAGGAGAACCUUGAGGGUCUGGAAAGGGAGAAAGUGGAGAUUGCAAAGCGAUAUAGUGGUCAGCCAGUGUUGUUGGAGCAAGCAUCAUUUGAGCUAUCAUUCAAGAGAGAUAAGUUGGUAAAAAGUCAUCAAGAGACUAUCGAGCAAUUAUACACUGCAUAUGAAGAACACUUGAAGCGGACAGCAGUAUCGCCCAAGUUUGUAAACAUACAGGUGAACAUAUUAUUGCAAGAGAAGAGUAUCACAUUUGAGCAUGUAUCACUGAGUCCAUCAGCCACAACACGCGACAUCAAGAACAUUAUAAUAGAGAAACUGGACCAGAAGGGUCCAGAAUACAAGCUUAUCAAGUUCGCCGACAAUACUAGCCUGGUUGUACAGCGACCAUUGGCCAUGGGCGGAGGCUCUAUCGAACUGGACAACGAGGUAAAGCCAUUGUCACUAUAUGACAUUCCACAAAGUUCAAAGAUUGUCUUGUUAGGUGAAGUUAAACUACAAAUGGACAUGCCCAAGCUGUGCUUCAACGCCACCAACUUUAAGGCAGGUGACCAAUGCGACUAUUGGAAAUGCGAGAAUUGUAAUUAUAACUGGAUCUGCAAGACAUGCGCCGAACAUUGUCAUAGAGGACAUAAGUUGGUACCGUUCAUGAUUGCACACAAGCCUACCUUUGCCUGCUGCUACGACACCAAACACAGAGAUAUAUGUAAACUAUUGCCAAAGGUCUAG
Messenger RNA from Acytostelium subglobosum LB1, 1164 nucleotides. RefSeq lists its product as hypothetical. The record is from RefSeq and is a predicted model, not a curated record. Gene Ontology annotation, molecular function: ubiquitin protein ligase activity. NCBI's taxonomy places the organism in Eukaryota, Evosea, Eumycetozoa, Acytosteliales, Acytosteliaceae. Gene Ontology annotation, biological process: proteasome-mediated ubiquitin-dependent protein catabolic process. The coding region runs from base 1 to 1164 and encodes 387 amino acids. The transcript has 7 exons.